CAGGUGUCGUCGUUAUCAGUCAUCAAUCAAAGUCCUCAACUGAUUUAACUUUUGACAUUGCGUUCGCGCACGCGCAUUCCAACAACACCUUGUUGCCAGUCAGCCUCUCCCUCUCUCUCUCUCUCUCUGUCUCGGACUCUGCCUGUCAGUCUGUCCGAAUUGCCCGCCAUUUGCUAAUUGCUAGUGUUUGAGUUUACAGUGGCCAACAUAAAGCAAGCACCGCCUGCCGCGUGCUGUAAAACACUUUUAUUAGCAUAAUUCACUAGUGUUGCGGUUUUAUUGUGCAAAUACAGUGUUUAUACCCUGUAAAUAACCUUCAGAGUGUGUACAAUAUACUUGUGUUUAUCUAUGUAACACAUGUAUGUAUAUCGGAAGUCAACUGUAACCAUAUAAAGUUUAUAGGCAAUUGACUUAAUCUUUCAGAAUCAAUAAAUUGUGACACAGAGAAUACCUACUCUACACCAAAGAUCAGUGACCACCCAGUGAUGCAAGAAUAAAGUUAGUAGUUAAGAUGACUGGUAACAACAUUGGAGUCAUCAGUGGCCCGGGCAGCAACAACAACAAUAUCAACAACAACAAUAACAGUAGCGCCCUACGACUGAAUGUGCCCAAGGAGCAGACCGAGGAGCAGAGCCAACAACAAUCAAAAUAUGAUGAACAACCAUCCAAGCAGAUAACAACAACAAUUACAACAAAGACAACACAUUCUCAUUCCACAAAGAAGAAACGUCGGGACAAAAGCGAUCUGGGAGAUGAUUUUGUGGCGCCCGAUGGAGGUUGGGGUUGGGUUGUGGCCGUUGCCAGUGGCCUUAAUAUUCUGGUGACGUUCGCAUUGGCCCAACAGUUUGGCAUUAUCUUUCGUGGACGAAUGGAGAUGCUCGGCAUCAGCACCUCCCAGCUGACCACCAUUAUAAACACACAGAUUGCCGUCUCCGCCUUUACGGGUCUUCUCAAUGGUCCACUGUUCCGUAGAUAUACGUAUCGUGUGGUGGCAUUGGUGGGUUCGGUCCUCACCUUUGUGGGUCUCUUCUGGAUGGUGUUUGCGGACACGUUCACACUGUAUCUGCUCAGCUUCUCGAUCUUUUAUGGCUUCGGACGGGGUCUGACAACAUCGGCCUCCUCGCUGGCAGUCAACACGUACUUCAAGGUGAAGCGACGCACGGCGACGGCUUAUCAGUUUGGCGUUGCCGGCAUGGGACCCAUUGUCUGUCCCUUCUUUGCCACUUAUAUGCUGCAGUGCUUCGGUGUCCAGGGCACCACGAUGCUGUUUGCCGGCGCCUCGUUGCAUACGAUCGCCUGUUCGUUGGUCUAUCAGCCGGUUAAGUGGCAUGUGAAGAAGCGGGACAAGGAUGCUGAGGCGCUGCAGCCGGCAAAGACGCAGGCACAUUUGGAGGAUGAGGACGAUGACAUUAUCAAGCAUGUGGUGGAGCCAGAGACACCAGUGUUGCCACGAGCCAACGACGGCUGGUUCGGAUCACGUGCCUCACUCAACAGCAGCGGUACAAGGAAUCGUGUCAACACCUGGGACAAGCAACAACAAUCGAAUGAGAAUGGACAUUUCGAGUUGAAGCGAUUAAAUAGCCGAGGCUCCACUGGACGCCAGCAGCGCAGCAUCUCGCUUAGCCACAGCAUCAAGGAGGAGCCCAACGAUCAUGGGGAAGUGGUGUACGAGUUUGUGAAGGAGCUGGAUCAACAGCAACCGCCGAAGUCGGCAACUCAGCUAACGGAAAAGGAGCAACAGCAGCUGGAGGAUGAGAUGGAGCAGCAGCGUCGCAAGAAGUUGCCAUUCUACAAGAAGAUCGCCAUUUUCUUUGAUCUCGAUUUGUUGAAGGACAUCACGUAUGUGAAUCUUGCCGUUGGCAUCACAUUGAUCAACUUUGUGGAGAUCAAUUUUGCCAUCCUAACGCCGUAUAUUCUCCAUGAUCUGGGCUUUGACAACGAUCAGACAGCGUCUGCCAUGUCGCUGUUGGGAUUCUUUGAUCUGAUCAUUCGAUUCGCCAUACCGUUCAUCACGGGCAAAUUCAGUUUUAGUAAUCGCACCUUCUUUGUCAUCGGAAUAUUGGGCAUGUGCAUCGGUCGUGUAUUCCUCUCGAUGACCACCAGUUUUAAUGUGAUGAUUGCCAUCUUUCUAUGGCUGGGAUUGAACAAGGCCUUUCGUACCGUUUUCUGGUCCCUGAUUAUACCCAGUCAUGUGCCGCUGAAGCGUUUGCCUGCUGCCGCUGGACUUCAGCUGCUGAUGUCGGGCACAUUCUCGAUGGCCUUUGGUCCUUUGAUUGGUCUAAUCAGAGAUAAUACCAGCUACUCAUUCACCCUCAACUGUCUCAAUGCUCUGUGCAUCACGGCCAUUGCGCUGUGGUAUCUGGAGGACUGCAUCCGAGCCCGUCGUGCCAAAUCCCCGGGCCUCAAGUGAGCCUUCAAGUACUGAUAUUGACGAUUGCCUGCCUUCCUGCCUGCUCACCUCAAACUCCAACUCCAACUCUAACUCCACAAUCACAUCCAACUCCAACACCUACUCCUUCCCAUCCCACGUAAUGUGUAGUUUAGCAAAGCUUUCUGUUUGUUGUUGUUGAUUUAUUAUUAUUAUUAUUAUUAUUAUUAUUAUGAGGGAUGCCACAGAAGGCGAAACUCCAAACUCCAUACUUUUUAGCGAGAUUUCCAGUUGCUUUCCUAUUCUGUGGCACACCUGUAUAUAAACUUAUAUAUAAAUAAUGUUUUUUUUUUUUUGAGCACGUUUAUCAUUCGUGUACAUGUUGUAUAUACUUAUGUAUAAUUGAAUGUAGCAAAUUAAUUUUAAUAAUUAUAAUAACUGUUAAUAAUAUGCGUAAGAUGUCCAAUUUGAAGA
Messenger RNA from Drosophila innubila, 2842 nucleotides. RefSeq lists its product as uncharacterized. Lineage: Eukaryota; Metazoa; Arthropoda; Insecta; Diptera; Drosophilidae. The transcript has 5 exons. The coding region runs from base 512 to 2410 and encodes 632 amino acids. Gene Ontology annotation, molecular function: monocarboxylic acid transmembrane transporter activity. The record is from RefSeq and is a predicted model, not a curated record. Gene Ontology annotation, biological process: transmembrane transport; monocarboxylic acid transport.